Molecule: messenger RNA, 3595 nt
Organism: Suricata suricatta (meerkat)
Lineage: Eukaryota; Metazoa; Chordata; Mammalia; Carnivora; Herpestidae
Gene: PPP1R9B
Product: protein phosphatase 1 regulatory subunit 9B
Exons: 10
Biological process (GO): neuron projection development; actin filament organization; calcium-mediated signaling
Cellular component (GO): actin cytoskeleton; cytoplasm; dendrite
Molecular function (GO): actin filament binding
Source: RefSeq, a predicted model, not a curated record
GCGCCGCCGCCGCACCCGCCGUCCCGGCUGCAGGAAACGCGGAAGCUGUUCGAACGGAGCGUCCCGGCGGCCGCGGGCGGCGACAAGGAGGCCGCGGCGCGGCGGCUGCUAAGGCAGGAGCGCGCCGGCCUGCAGGACCGGAAGCUGGACGUCGUGGUGCGCUUCAACGGCAGCACUGAGGCGCUGGACAAGCUGGACGCCGACGCCGUGUCGCCGACGGUCAGCCAGCUCAGCGCCGUCUUUGAGAAGGCCGACUCGAGGACCGGCCUCCACCGUGGGCCCGGGCUCCCCAGGGCCGCGGUCGCCGGGGUUCCCCAGGUCAACUCGAAGCUGGUCAGUAAGCGGUCCCGGGUGUUCCAGCCGCCGCCGCCGCCGCCUCCCGCCCCGUCGGGGGAUGCACCGGCCGAGAAGGAACGCGGCCCUGGAGGGCAGCAGCCUCCGCAGCAUCGAGUGGCCCCUGCCCGGCCACCCCCUAAGCCUCGGGAGGUGCGCAAGAUUAAGCCUGUGGAGGUGGAGGAGAGCGGGGAGUCGGAGGCCGAGGCGGCGCCCAGGGAUGUGAUUCAGGCGGAGGUGACGGUCCACGCGGCCCUGGAGAAUGGCAGCACCUUGGCAACCACAGCCGGCCCCGCGCCCGAGGAGCAAAAGGCCCAGGCGGCCCCGGAGGAGGCCCCAGCGACCGUAGCGGCGCCCGAGAGGGGGGUGGGCAACGGCCGGGCCCCGGACGUGGCCCCCGAAGAGGCGGAUGAGUCCAAGAAGGAGGACUUCUCGGAGGCAGACUUGGUGGACGUGAGCGCCUACAGUGGGCUGGGGGAGGACUCUGGGGGCAGUGCCCUGGAGGAGGACGACGAAGACGACGAGGAGGAUGGGGAGCCUCCUUACGAGCCCGAGUCGGGGUGCGUGGAGAUCCCGGGGCUAUCGGAAGAAGAGGACCCGGCCCCUAGCCGGAAGAUCCAUUUCAGCACGGCGCCCAUCCAAGUGUUCAGUACCUACUCCAACGAGGACUACGACCGACGGAACGAGGACGUGGACCCCAUGGCUGCCUCUGCUGAGUAUGAGCUAGAGAAGCGGGUGGAGAGGCUGGAGCUGUUCCCCGUGGAACUGGAGAAGGACUCCGAGGGCCUGGGCAUCAGCAUCAUCGGUAUGGGGGCCGGGGCGGACAUGGGCCUGGAGAAGCUGGGCAUCUUCGUGAAGACCGUCACCGAGGGUGGCGCAGCCCAUCGGGACGGCAGGAUCCAAGUGAAUGAUCUCCUCGUGGAGGUGGACGGCACAAGUCUGGUGGGAGUGACCCAGAGCUUUGCAGCCUCCGUGCUCCGGAACACCAAGGGUCGUGUGCGAUUUAUGAUCGGCCGGGAGCGGCCCGGCGAGCAGAGUGAGGUGGCCCAGCUGAUUCAGCAGACCCUGGAACAGGAGCGAUGGCAACGGGAGAUGAUGGAGCAGAGAUACGCCCAGUACGGGGAGGAUGACGAGGAGACGGGAGAAUACGCCACUGACGAGGACGAGGAGCUGAGCCCCACAUUCCCAGGUGGCGAGAUGGCCAUCGAGGUGUUCGAGCUAGCGGAGAAUGAGGACGCCUUGUCCCCCGUGGACAUGGAACCCGAGAAGCUGGUGCACAAGUUCAAGGAGCUCCAGAUCAAGCAUGCUGUGACCGAGGCAGAGAUCCAGCAGCUAAAAAGGAAGCUGCAGAGCCUGGAGCAGGAGAAGGGGCGGUGGCGGGUGGAGAAGGCCCAGCUGGAGCAGAGCGUGGAGGAGAACAAGGAGCGCAUGGAGAAGCUGGAGGGCUACUGGGGCGAGGCCCAGAGCCUGUGCCAGGCUGUGGAUGAGCACCUGCGGGAGACCCAGGCCCAGUACCAGGCCCUGGAGCGCAAGUACAGCAAGGCCAAACGCCUCAUCAAAGACUACCAGCAGAAGGAGAUCGAGUUCCUGAAGAAGGAGACCGCACAGCGCCGGGUUCUGGAAGAGUCAGAGUUGGCUAGGAAGGAGGAGAUGGACAAGCUCCUGGACAAGAUCUCAGAACUGGAAGGGAACCUGCAAACACUGAGGAAUUCCAAUUCUACUUAACAGGAAUCAUUCCUUGACCGGACAAUAAUGAAUCCCCUCCCAUUGUCCUCCCUCCCCUGUCCUCAAUACUUCAUCCCGCCCCCUUCCAGCCUGGGGACAGGUGCCCCGACUCCCCACCCUCCACCCCACCUCCCCCAGCUUCAGGGACCAGAGGGCCUGGGCAGACAGAGGUGGCUGGAAGAAUGGCCUCCUGCUUGCCCUUUGGGGCUGAGGCACAGAGGUCGAGGGAUGCCGAGGGUUGGCCUGGGGGGUGGAUGGACACGAGGACCUGCAGACCAUACUGCCAGACUUUACAACCUCCAGCCUUUGUCUCUGGACUGGACUGGGGCUGGGGGCUCUCCCAGCAUCUCACCACCUGGAGGCUGCUCCCUGCCCACGGGCCUCUUGACUUGAGAUUCUACCUUCUUGGCCCUUUCCCCAUCCCCCAUCAUUGUGCUGUCUCUGUCAAAUUCUGACCCUCCUGCUGGGAGGGGUUGCCUCCACACCUCCUCUCAUCCAUCCCAGUCCCUCCUCCGAGGAGAGACAGAGUCCACCACCCCUGAGCCUGGAGGCUGGGACCGGCCCUGCACUGACUUCUCAUACAUCCUUCGGGGAAAAGGGGAGAGAGUCCAGGACACCUGGUCUCCAGCUCCCCCUUUCCUGGAGCAGCAGCCCUCAAGUUUUCCUUGUGCCUCCCUACUCCCAGGUGCCAAAUAGCCAUAGCCUCCUCCUGGAACUGUUGGGUGGCCUCUGUGGGCUCCAAGUUGCCUGGCCAGGCCUGGGAAUAACUGGGGAGGAGAGGUCGGCUUAGGGGGCAGGACUGCAGAGCUUCUGGUCUUGGGCAAGGGGAGCAUUUCCCACUGGAGAGCACGGCCCUGCCCAGGGCCACACUUGGAAGAGUUAUACUGACAUCGAAAACUCCGCCUCGCUCCACCCACACCCACAGUUUUUCAAUGUCUUGACUGGAGGGCAAAAUUUUACUACUCAUAUUUUUUGGAGACCAUGGCUGCCCUGCUGGCAGCCUGCUUUCUAAGUGAGAUCCACUCUAAGUUUGCCCACUCGAAACCCAAAUCGGGGACUGAACCAAGGGAGAUCUCCCAGGUCCCCUCCCCUUUCAGGAUCCAUCUCUGUUUUGCCUCUUCCUUAUGACCCCAGCCCCAGACUGGAUUUUUGUUCAUUUUUUAAAAAACAGACAACCCCCAUCGCAUCCGUUUGGCCUCCUCGACCCCUGUAAAUAGACCACGCCAUCGAUCAGUAUUUCUCGCCCCCUUGCCCCCCACCUCUUGCCCCCAGACGUGCCCCUACCCCCUGAAAGAGCUGGCUGUCUUCAGUGCCCAGACCUACGCUCUUCUCCUUCGCCCCAGCAGACGGAGGGGGCGGGGCCGGGGGGGCGGGGCCGUGGGGCGCUUCCGGUUUCUCGAGCCGGCACCGCCCCCGCCCCGCCUCCCCACAGGACUGCGUGUCUGUAUAUAAUAUAUAUAUGUAUGUAUUGUUCCCGGUUUUGUACGGACCAUGCCCUCUGUCAAGUCGCCCUCAUAAAAGCAGCCCCCAGAGCGUC